Chelmon rostratus (copperband butterflyfish) is the source of this 2413-nucleotide messenger RNA. Its product is annotated as putative methyltransferase NSUN7. NCBI's taxonomy places the organism in Eukaryota, Metazoa, Chordata, Actinopteri, Chaetodontiformes, Chaetodontidae. The coding region runs from base 167 to 2413 and encodes 748 amino acids. The transcript is spliced from 13 exons. The record is from RefSeq and is a predicted model, not a curated record. Gene Ontology annotation, molecular function: methyltransferase activity.
CUUUGAGUCCAGUCAAGGUUAACAGAGCGACUAACAGUUGUACUGUGAGACCACAUACUCGCACCAGUGAAUAUGAAGAGUCCUGGAUACGAGCACAGUGUUUCUGAGACAGAAAACAGGACACUCUUCUCAUAAGGUGUCAGAGAGAAAACACAACUCUAAGAAGAUGGUGAAAAAAAAAAGUUGCUCUUCCAAAUGCAAGACAAAAAAGGCUGCUGCCCAGAUUGCAAGCAGCGAGGGCCAGACUCCUCUGGAUGACCCAGCCAACAUCACUGCCAUUUCUCCAGAGCUGCAGACCACCAGCCAAGGUCAGCUGGGCUUUCCAGACAGAGUUUACCUGCUGGCGUCAGUCAUCUUCCAGAAUAACCACCUGGAGAAGCCUGCUGCCCACCGUUUGGUGAAUUAUGGCAAAGAGCGAGGACUCUUAUUACCUGAAGUCAAAGAUGAUUUCAUGCAACGAACAGCUUAUGAGCUGGCCUUCAAUACACUUAAAUAUCAAGAACUGCUGGAGGACAUCAUGAUUGACAGCUGCUUUUACCUUACUCAGAUAAUGCCAGAUGAUCAGAUGAGCCUUGUUGCCGUCAUGCUCUAUGACUUCCAGGAUAGAAAGUUCCUCCCAUGGCAACGCCAAGGCGAGGAUGAGAUCAUACAGGAAGUUAGAGAUGUGGAGAGCUACCUCCUUAGGUUUAAAACCAAGCUGGCAGCCUCUCUGGCCCGCUGCAGGAUCAAACAUGAUCUCCCGUCCAUUGAGUGUAUCCUGCCGGAGAGUGUGAAGAUGAGACAGGAGAGAUCAAGUAGCCUUCCACUUCAUGCCUGGGUCAACACGCUAAAGAGCAGCCUUGAUGAGGUCCAACGUGUGCUGAAGAGUGCAGGUUUCUCACAGGUGAAAUCAGUUGGGCAGCUGGAGGGCGAGACCUUCUGCCAGGAUCUCCACUGUGGGGAUAUACUGGUGUUCCCUGCACAGCUGAAGGCUCAGCUGUACUCCACCAAGCUGCUUAGCAACCACAAACUCAUCAUCCAGGAUAAAUCUUGUGGCCUGGGCCCAAAUGCGGUGUGCUCCCUGCUACCAGAGGAUGGAGAUGUUCUUAUGGUGGGCAGCUUCUCUGGCCUCACUGUCUCCCACACUGCCUCCCUAAUUGCAGCGAAACAUGAAGCCAACGGCAAAAACCAGCCCACAGUCUACGUUUGUGUCGGUGACUGUACAAGCGGUCAGAGGGAGGAGCUACAGCAGAUUGUCACUGCCAUGGGCUGCAAGAAUGUGAAGCUGAUACCUGAGGAUUUCCAGUCUUUGGACAAGUGGGGUGACAAGCGACUUCAGAAGGUGCGCAUCAUCCUGUUGACCCCCAAGUGUUCUGUGUCUGCAGUCAGCAACCCGGUCGAAUUCAUACUGCAAGAGAAUGGAGACACAGACCUGCUGCAGGACUUAUCCCAGGGCUCCAUAGCCCAGAGCAAACUGGAAGCUCUGGUAGCCCAGCAGAGGAAGGAUAUUCAUCAUGCCUUGAAAUUCCCUAAGGUUUUGGCAGUGGUAUACUCUACCUGUUCAUCAUACCCAUUGGAGAAUGAGGAGGUGGUGAGCAGAGCUUUGGAGCAGGCCAACUUCCGCUCUGAGCAGGAGGGAGAACCGAAACAAGCCAACUUCAGGCUUAGCCCAUCCCCAUUUAGCAUUCUCGGCCAUGCUGAGGACCCUGAGGAAACUGACCCCUUCUUCAUGUUGGAGUCCUCAGAAGAAAGCAAUGGCUGCUUUCUGGCUGUUCUCAAAAGAGAGCCCGAGCCAGAGGUCAAAGAGGCACCACACGAUGUGCUUGUCAGGGCAAAUGCCAAAGGCAUACUGGACAGGAUCGGUUCCAAACAGCUCACCAGAAAAGAGCAACGUGGCCAUACCAACAGGAUGCCAAAAACAACCCAAGCUCACACCUCUGUCAGUAGUCAAUCCAAAACCCAAGAGACCAAAGGCGGCAAUGGCACUACUUUGUUUGGACAUCAGGAAUUUACAGACAGGCAGCAGCCAUCACAAGGACAAGCCAAGGCACUGCGCAUGCAGGUCUUGAAAAACACUGUGUCCAGCUCCUUCUCUUUCUCCAAACAAGAAAGCACCUCCUCCUCCAUAAAAGAAAACAACACACCCAAGAAAAGCAUCACCCCUGUCUUCAACAUUACAACUUCCACCUCCACCCAUCCUACCACCCUGCUGGCCCCGCUUGCCCGUCCCCGCAGAGCUCAUCAGGAGGUGCUGAAGCCUGUGGUGCUCACCCUGCCUCCCGUUCACUUCCCCAGCUUCCUCCCACCUCAGCACAGCCGAACACGAUUCAGCCCCAGCUUUAACUACAACAAGUGGAGGAGUCCGGCUCCAACUGUACCCCGGUCCCGAUCCAGUCUCCCUGAUGCUGUGGUCAAAUCCAGGCCUCUGUUUUGA